Molecule: messenger RNA, 1356 nt
Organism: Cornus florida
Lineage: Eukaryota; Viridiplantae; Streptophyta; Magnoliopsida; Cornales; Cornaceae
Product: cytochrome P450 71A8-like
Exons: 5
Coding region: 107-1168 (353 amino acids)
Molecular function (GO): heme binding; oxidoreductase activity, acting on paired donors, with incorporation or reduction of molecular oxygen; iron ion binding
Source: RefSeq, a predicted model, not a curated record
GUCUGUUCUCGUUCUUAUUCAUCUUCUACUUCAUUACUCGGGUCGAUAGGCACAAAGUGGAUUAACCAAAUUCCAAUUUUCGAAGUCUUGUUAGGUACCCUCAACAAUGACAACUCUGGGUCUUGGCCUUCCACCCUUCAACACUCUCAGCGUCUCGCGUUGUAGUUCCAGUUUUCGAGAUGAACAUCGCAUGAUGCAAUUGGGUUCAGGUUAUUGCCUCAGCUCUCCAGAUCCCUCUCAUCUGAAACUCAGACGCUCUUAUAGAACACGACAAAGGUAUUCAAGAAUCAUACGAAUGCAAGCAGUUGAAGAGGAAUACGAGUUGAAGCAAAUGAAAGAUAUGGCUGCAGCUAGAAAGAGAUGGGAAGCUAUGGUCAGGCAGGAAAAAGUCAAAGUUCUCACACCAAGGGAAGCUGGGUAUGCAAUUCAACUCUCCGACAAAACGCUACUCGACGUUCGUCCCUCUACUGAACAUAAAAAGGCAUGGGUUAAAGGCUCAACCUGGAUCCCGAUCUUUGAUGUUGAUGAUAGAUUUGAUGCUGGAAUUCUCUCCAGAAAGGACAUCUUUGUUGGUGGAACUGACACCACUUCCACAGUCCUAGAAUGGGCAAUGACAGAGCUAUUAAGACACCCGAGAGUCAUGAAUGAUGUGCAAAAUGAAGUGAGAGAAAUUCUUAAAGGUAAGCCACACAUAACAGCAGAUGAUCUGGAUAAAAUGCACUACCUUAAAGCAGUGGUCAAAGAAACUGUUCGUUUGCAUCCUCCUUUCCCAUUACUCGGACGUGAAGCGAGUGAAGAUGUCAGAGUAAUGGGCUAUGACAUUCCAGCCGGAACAGCAGUUAUUAUCAAUGCCUGGGCAAUCGGAAGGGACCCCGCGACAUGGGUUGAACCUGAAGAGUUUCAGCCUGAGAGGUUCUUGAAUUCUUCUAUAGAUUUCAGAGGGCAUGACUUUGAAUUGAUUCCAUUUGGAGCUGGCAGGAGGGGCUGCCCAGGGACCUCCUUCGCAAUUGCCACCAAUGAGUUUGUGUUAGCAAAUCUAAUGCACAAGUUCAACUGGGCAUUGCCUGGUGGAGCCAAGGGAGAACAUCUGGACUUGACUGAAUGCUCUGGUGUUACAAUCCGCAGAGGAAUACCUCUCCUUGCUGUUGCAACUCCAUGUUCUUGCUAGUGUAAUCUGUGACAUUGUCAUGUUUGUUGCAUGUUUCCUGUUUACGACAAUAAAACAUAAUUAAAAAAGAGUGUGUGUAAGAAUAGACCAAGUACAAUUAGCUUAAAGAAUUAUUGGAUUGUGAAUUAGAUAAUGAGAACUGAAAUCCUAGAAGAAACUUUUCUGACUUAUCACAUUUGUUUGUGUUA